AAGAAAACGUGAUGAAUAAGAGGAAACUACUGUUACGCAAUUGCAAACGUCACUCUCUUCUUCUUCUUCUUCAAAUCUGUCUGUUCUGUUAUGUUUAUAACAGCACCUCACCAACGCCACAGCUUCCCACUUCAAAUUCAAAUUCAAAUUCAAUUGAAGUCCAAAUCAAAUCAUCUUCAACUCUCACAGCGGACAUGGCUGCUCCCUCUCCCACCCACCAACCAAAUCCGCUCAUCACUCCCUACAAGAUGGGCAGAUUCAAUCUAUCACACAGAGUUGGCUUGGCACCACUCACCAGAGAGAGGUCCUACAACAACGUUCCACAACCCCACGCCGUCCUCUAUUAUUCUCAGAGAUCCUCCAACGGAGGCCUUCUCAUUGCCGAAGCUACCGGAGUCUCCGACACCGCUCAAGGGUUUCCCGACACGCCUGGCAUAUGGACGAAGGAGCAAGUGGAAGCAUGGAAACCCAUCGUCGAUGCUGUUCAUGCCAAAGGCGGUAUCUUCUUCCUUCAGAUUUGGCACGUGGGAAGGGUUUCAAACACAGGCUAUCAGCCAAAUGGGCAACAACCCAUUUCCUCUACGGACAAGGCAGUCAUGUCCUCAGAAUACACGCCACCGCGGCGCCUAAGGACCGAUGAAAUUCCUCAUGUAGUCAAUGACUUCAAAAUUGCUGCAAGGAAUGCCAUGGAAGCUGGUUUUGAUGGGGUUGAGAUCCAUGGGGCACACGGCUUCCUACUGGAUCAAUUUAUGAAAGAUCAGGUGAACGACCGAACAGACAAGUACGGUGGAUCCUUAGAGAACAGGUGCAGAUUUUCCUUGGAGGUUGUCGAAGCUAUUGUUAACGAGAUAGGGGCUGAUAGAGUUGGUAUUAGGUUAUCACCUUUUAUAGACUAUUUUCAGUCGGGAGACUCAAAUCCCCUGCAGCUGGGGCUUUACAUGGCUAAUGCCCUCAAUAGGUAUAACCUUGCUUAUUUACACGUGGUGGCGCCCAGAAUGGGAAGUAUGGGAGGUAAACUUGAAAGCCCUCAGGGCAUGGUGAGUAUGAGAAAGGCCUUCAAUGGCACUUUUAUAGCUGUUGGAGGUUAUGACAGGGAAGAAGGGAUGAAAGCCAUUGCUGAAAACAGGGCUGAUCUUGUUGCCUACGGUCGUUUGUUCUUGUCGAAUCCAGAUUUGCCCAGGAGAUUUGCUCUGAAUGCUCCUCUCAAUAAGUAUGAUCGCCAAACAUUCUAUAAAGGCCAUCCUGAUCCUCUUGUUGGGUAUAUCGACUACCCUUUUCUUGAUGAAGAAUGGAAUGGUGUAGCCUCCUAGGCUUUCACUAACCUCUUUUAUCCUGCAAAUUCCUCGUUGUUUGCUAUUUUGUUGCUCAGAUUUUCAUUCACAUGACAUUAUUAUUCUUCAGAUACUUGUAUGCUAAGGAUCUGUAUCCACUUUAACAUAUGUUCUAAGUUGUUAGGGCAUGUGGUAUUUGGAACUAUUCUUGUUGUAAUAAUAUAGUUCUGUUCUUCGAAA
Molecule: messenger RNA, 1511 nt
Organism: Vigna angularis (adzuki bean)
Lineage: Eukaryota; Viridiplantae; Streptophyta; Magnoliopsida; Fabales; Fabaceae
Product: putative 12-oxophytodienoate reductase 11
Exons: 5
Coding region: 12-1310 (432 amino acids)
Molecular function (GO): oxidoreductase activity; FMN binding
Source: RefSeq, a predicted model, not a curated record